This is a messenger RNA of Ixodes scapularis (black-legged tick), 1032 nucleotides long. RefSeq lists its product as uncharacterized. NCBI's taxonomy places the organism in Eukaryota, Metazoa, Arthropoda, Arachnida, Ixodida, Ixodidae. The transcript is spliced from 2 exons. The record is from RefSeq and is a predicted model, not a curated record. Bases 1 to 1032 code for a protein of 343 amino acids. Gene Ontology annotation, molecular function: nucleic acid binding. Gene Ontology annotation, biological process: DNA integration.
AUGGCUCUCCAGAAAUACUCGUUGCAAGUGAAGUAUAUAGCUGGGAAAGAACUGCUGCUAGCAGACGCACUUUCACGUUUUCCCGCUAAGGAAACACUGGAAGAAGAGGAAAAGUUCCAAGUAAACGCGCUAGAGCACAUAUCAGUUACUCAAGACCGCCUUCAAGAAAUCCGAGAGGCAACCGCAAGUGACGCACAACUGCAACUGCUGCGUCAGUAUGCGCGGACUGCAUGGCCGGAAGAGAAAGACCAAGUGCCGCAACGUGGAAGGCCUUUUUGGUCAUACCGGGAGGAAAUCCAUGAAGAAGAUGGACUUGUACUCCAAUCCAACAAGCUAGUCACACCUACAGCUAUUAGGCAAAAGAUCAACAACCUGCUGCACGCAGCAAACGCAGGCAAGGAGAAGAUGAAAAGAAGAGCUCGAGAUAUCCUGUUUUGGCCAGGAAUCAACGCUGACAUCGAGGGCAAGUACGACAACUGCAGCAUAUGUCAAAAGUACAAGCCAAGAAAUGUCAAGAUGCCACUCUUGAGUCAUGCGGUGCCAGCACUGCCUUGGCAGUAUGUUAGUGUGGAUUUCUUUACUCAUCAAGGACGGGAUUUCAUUAUCAUGGUGGACUUCUACAUAUUUUACUUCGAGGUCGAAGAAAUGAAAACCACCACAGCUUCCAAAGUUAAAGAGUUAUGCUUGAAGGCCUUCGCAACACACGAACUCCCUUCAAAACUUUUAAGUGAUAAUGGCCCGCCGUUUGGGAGCCACGACUUCAAACAGUUCCUGAAAAACUUGAAGAUCGACCCAGCCAGCCAUUUCGGGGUUUUCCACCUCAGCAAUGAGGCUACUCGCAAUCAUGAAGCCUUCUUCAAAGUGACGCCAUGCUGGUUUUCCUUCAUCGAGAACCAGGAGGUGAUCUGUGCGGGACUUCCAUAUUGCGUGGAGUCCAAGCAGUGCCAAUACCUCCAAACAUUUGCUGUCAGGGCCUGUGCCAAACUCAAGGAGCUUCGCGCUGCGCCAAUCCAUGUACAAUUCAACCUGUAA